Messenger RNA from Triplophysa rosa, 2636 nucleotides. RefSeq names its product ephrin A4. The coding region runs from base 483 to 1088 and encodes 201 amino acids. Gene Ontology annotation, biological process: ephrin receptor signaling pathway; axon guidance. The record is from RefSeq and is a predicted model, not a curated record. Gene Ontology annotation, cellular component: plasma membrane. Gene Ontology annotation, molecular function: ephrin receptor binding. NCBI's taxonomy places the organism in Eukaryota, Metazoa, Chordata, Actinopteri, Cypriniformes, Nemacheilidae. The transcript is spliced from 5 exons.
UUUCAACGGACGUGAUUGAGAGCGUCCUGCGACCACAAACAAAGUCUUUCAUUCCCAUUGUUAAAAAUGACUGGGGGAUUGUCAUAGUCGGAUCUCAUGAAUCAAUGUUGGAUUUAUAUUUCAAGAAGAAGACGUUUUUCUCUGGAGGAGCGUAAAGUGGAAUACUUUGCUUCACAAGGAAAUACUAAACGUCGCCUCAGUCUGCACGUCUCUGGAAUUCAAGGAAUCGCAAGAAUUUAACACGACUCGAUUAAGAACUUUUCUAUUACUUCAACGUAUGCGAUGUAACUUUACAUAAACUGUAACAUGCAACAUCGUAUAACUUGUUGCAUUUAGCAACUAGAACAUGUUUCUGUUCUUUAUUAAAAAACGGUGAAAGUCCCUAACGCUUUCCCCACAAGUCCAUGAAAGUUUUGCUGCUGUAUUUUACUCUGCUUUUUAAACUGUGAGGGCGGCCCGUAAGGGCUUGGUCCACUUCAAUCAUGAACAUGCCGAGAUGCUCUGGAGUGUGCGCUAUGAUGAGACUUCUAGCGCUGUUUAUGCAACUUUUAUCAACUACAGCAACUAGACACGUUAUAUACUGGAACUCUACGAAUACGAGGUUAACUGGCGAUGAUUACUCUGUCCAGGUCAAUCUGAGUGAUUAUCUGGAUAUACUGUGUCCCCACUACCCUGCCAGCCACCCGUUGACCGGCCCCGUCGAGACUCUGGCUCUCUACCUGGUGGCUGAGGGCCAGUUCAGAGGCUGUGUGGAGACUAAAGAGGCCAUUAAGAGAUGGGAGUGUAACCAGCCGUACGCUCCCUACGGCCCUGUCAGAUUCUCAGAGAAGAUCCAGCGCUUCACACCCUUCUCCCUGGGCUUCGAAUUCCUGCCCGGACAUCACUACUACUAUAGCUCACUAUCGACGGAUGAUGGACCCCCCCUCCCUUGUAUGAAGCUACGAGUGACUGUGUGUUGUCCGCCCACAACCGCUGGAUCAUCAAGACAAGAAGCCACAGAGAGACCAUCAGACAGCGUUGCUUUGCAUCCAGGGACAGGUGGACUUCCUCUUCUCCUCAUUUUCCUUUUUUUUGCCUUUUCCCUCUGAUAUCGGCUCUUAAGUAACUUUAAAAAAAUCAGACAAGCAAUCAGUUCCAGCAGAUAUUUCUCUAUAAUCAUUAGACUUAAUGCUGUUCACUCUCGACAGUGCUCUAAAGUGCACGCACAGACGGACUCCCACUUCUUUGUUCUGUCAUUUUUUGUCACACUAUUAAUCUCUACCCCUCAAUUUCCUGUCUGGCACUCUCACCGUCCAAUCACAGCCUCUCUACUCCUGUCUGCUCUGAUAAACAUUCACUGUGUUACUGACCAACACUAAUCUACCUUCAAAGAGCUUAACUUACUAUUCAGUUUCUUUAAAUGCCUGUUCACAUGAGACAGACUUUCUCUUACUCCCCUCAUCCUCUAUAACCCCUGCCUCCAUCCUACUGUAUACACCAAACUGAGCCAAAGAGUCCUGCUGUAUGUACUACUGAGAGAAAGAUCAGGGACAAAGUGACCGCUCAAACCUGCGAUCACCAGCACAUUCAAUCCCGUUGAACCACUGGAUCAACAGUUUUCCAGUAGUGGAGGGAUUAAUGACUGGAAAGAAAACAAUCAUGUACAGAAAAUCACAACGUUUUGCUUUUUCUACCCUUUUUUAAAGAACACUUUUUCAUCUUUUAAACGAAGAAAAGACUGAAACCAAAGCUAUAACAUAUUAAAUAAUCAUUUAAUGAGAACAUUAUGUUUGUUUUGGAGGAUUUUCUAGAUUUUUUUUAGCAGUGAUGACCCACAUCAGUUCAUACAGGAAAAGGAAAAACUACUUCCUGUGCUACAUUUGUAGAUCGUUUAUGACUGGGCUUCUCUUCAUGUUGUUGGUAUGCACAUUUUGUGACUGCCUAUAAAGUGUGAAGGCAGUUGUAUAAACUAUUUGCUAAUCUGGGCGCUUAACACCUUUCAGACAACACAACCAAAUUCCCACUAUUUGUUUUUCAUUUAUAUUUGUUUUUAAAUCUUUUUUGAUACACUUUCUUUAUUGUGUGUUCCUGAAUUCUGUGUUUGGUUUUACUAAAUGAGGGAAUAUAUAGUUUUUAAUGUUUAAAAAAAUUAAUGGACAUUGAUUUAUGGUUUUCUAGUAUGAAAUAGUUUGUGGAUGAUAGCAGAGAAAACGGUAUGCAGAGUAUUGUUUAAAAUAUGUUUUUUAUUUUAUUUUAAAUUAUUAGUAUAGAACAAAAAUAGAUUAUUGUAUAAAUAAAUAAUUCUUAUUUCCAGGAUAUGAGUAUUUGAGGAUACAAGAAAAUGUGUGAAUCAAUUGGUUUAAUGCCUAAAAAUAUAUUCAAUACUUUUUUUCUUAUAAUUUGAAGUUAACUACCCCCUUUAUUGAAUGUUUAGAUUCUAAAAUAUAUAUUUUUUCUAUUAAUUUCAGAUAUGAAAAUAAUAGGUGCCAUUUUUUUUAUGAUACGUAAUGACAUUUUCUUUGUAAUUUGAGUGUUUUACAUUUUUGUGAAGUUGUCAAGCAUCUUCUGUGAAGAUCUCCUGUCUAAGCCAUUUUUAAAAUGAGCUAUAAAAAUAAAAAAGAAAUGUACAAACUUUUUUCAUAGUAUAAUCAUUUAGG